Cercopithifilaria johnstoni is the source of this 3741-nucleotide messenger RNA. The record is from the annotation of a GenBank genome assembly. NCBI's taxonomy places the organism in Eukaryota, Metazoa, Nematoda, Chromadorea, Rhabditida, Onchocercidae.
AUGGUAUACGAUUUGGUCCGUACGAAUCGUUCAUUAUUGGAUUCAUUAAUUUCGAGUCCAGUGAAAAACACAGCAGGACAUGCUCCUAGCGAACGACAGGUGCAAGUAUUUGUGAAGCAACUUUUAUGUGCGCUAAAAUGUAUGCACGAUAGGAAGAUCGCUCAUUUGGAUAUUAGACCUGAAGUGAUUCUUUUAGAAGAUGAUCAUCUUCGAUUGGCUGAUUUUGGUCAAAGCAGGCGGUUAAUACGGGGUAAAGUAAUAGCCAAUAUAAUGGGUACUCCAGAAUUUGUUUCACCAGAAAUUGCAGCUGGUAUUCCGGUUACACUUGCUUCAGAUUUAUGGAGUGUUGGUACUCUUACUUAUGUUUUGCUUUCCGGUAUCUCACCAUUCCUUGGUGACAAUGAUAAUGAAACAGUACGUAAUGUUAUGUUGGGUAAUUAUAAACUUGAUAUUGCGGAAUUCGAUCAAAUUUCUAAUGAUGCUAAGGAUUUCGUUUCAAAAUUGCUAGUUCUUGAUCCAAGUAAUCGUCUAAAUGUUGAUCAAGCAUUGAGUCACCCAUGGCUUUCGGAGGGAUUCCUGGAAAAUGCCCCGAUAACAUCGGAAUGUUUACGAGAAUUUAAAUAUAAGCAUAAAUGGCUGGAAAGACGGGUAUUCGUUCAGCAAACUUUAUCCGAUGAAUUAAUGAGCACUGUACAGGCUCCCAAUGUUAAUUUAAUUGGUUCAUCUUUACCUCAAUGUAUACAAGGAUUAGCUCGAAGUGAACCCUAUGAUAUUUAUGAUUAUUUACGAAUCAAAGAUCGCAUUUCACCAUGUGACAUUGUUAUCCGUGAGGGUGAAACAAAACAACGACAUUUGCAACCACAGGAGAAGGACGAAACACCAUCUCGAAGGUUGUUGCAGCAAAAGCAUCAAAUUUCGACGGAUUCUUUCGGUGAUACGUUGUUACCAUUACAACUUGUUCACGGAGAACAUCGUGAAAUUCAGGAAGAAAUAGCAAAUCGGAUUUUAUCAGAUAUUUCCGAAGAAACAUCGAUAACCGGUUCGCUAGUUUCACAUGAUGAACCAGAAUCAUUGCAUAAAAUAUCUGAGAGACAAAUGAGACAGAAGAAAAGUAGCAGUAAAUCAUCAACUCCACAAGUAGAAGGAUUAUCAUUGGAUGGUACACCAAUUGCUUCACCAGGUGGUACAGGAAGUGCUGGUACAUCACUUCCGGAAUACUGCUCCAAUACUACUGAUAUGUAUCGAUAUCCAAUACAGUUAGAUCCGAGCAUUCCAAUUGGUGCGCCACUUUUCCUCGAAGGACUCGAAAAUCAAUCCUUAGUACUCGAUGAUGUAUUGGUAGAUACGCGAAGUCCACAUAGUUUACCAUCGUUACCUGGAACAAAAAGUCCUGUACUAUUAUCACCGAAAAGAGAAUAUACAAUGGGAGUAGUAAUUGGCACCAAACAAGGAACACAAGGAAUUGCUGAAAUUACAAUAACAAAACCGCAACUUCUUGAAGUGGAAAAAAUUCCCGAAGAAGAAAAAGCUAUUGAGAAAAAGCAUGAAGAUGAAUUCGAGAAUUUCAUGAAUAAAAUUGAGGAGAUGAAAAAAAGAAGGAAGAAAGAACGCGAAGAAAUGGAACUAUUGCGUCCAAAGAAUAUAUAUGAUGAGGAUAUCGAUUUCAAAAAACGGGAUAUUGAUGAUGAUGAAUUCCCGUGGGAAAGCCAUUAUCAGAUUGGUCCCGAUACACUUUUGCUUGCAACACGUGGUGCAGGCUUUAAUGCACGUGUCCGCGAUUAUCGACGUGAACUAUGGGGUGAUGGUGCACCAUUGGUAAAUCAAGGAUAUCUCGGUUAUCGAAAUCAAGAUAUUACGGUUAGGGAAAGAAGAAGAUUCACAGAUUUGAUACGUGAAGAUGAAAAUAUUGCAAAAUCAGUGGAAAAUUUGGAACGUGUUAUGCAUGGAUCAUCACAUCUUGGUGCUAUAAAACGUAUUCGUAGUGAUAUUAGUAAAGCAAUACCAGCAGCAUCCAAAAAAGAUGGAACCUUUGGUGCCAUUUUCCGAAAUCGAUUAAAAGAUCAACCGUUUAUGGGAAACGGUAGCACAGUAAUAUUUAAAUGUGCUGUGAUUGGUAAUCCACAACCAACUGUUGAAUGGUUUUUCAAUGAUAGCCUCGUUGUGGAUGACGAUAAGCAUAAGAUAUUUUAUGAAAACGGUCAAUGUCAACUAACAAUUCAAGCAAUCGAUAUAACCGAUCUUGGUGAAUACUCUUGCGUUGCAUCAAAUGAACAUGGUGUGGAUAGGAGUUGCGCUCGAUUGAUUACCGGAGAUACACCGGCACCACCCGGUCGGCCUGAAGUUGAGCUUUCAUCGGAUACUGAAGCAUUUAUUACUUGGGAAGCACCACAAAUGAGCCAUGGUCUGGAAUGUUUCAUGUAUAAGCUGGAAGUUCGGCCGGCAGGUGAAAAUGAUCAUUUCUCGGAGUGGCGUCUUGUUUCGGAUAAAAUAGAAGAUGAAGCAGCAAUCGUGCGACAUCUAACACCACAAGGCAUUUAUCAAUUUCGAGUGAUCGCUAAAAACGAAUUCGGUUGGGGUAUUCCAUCAUUAACCUCUCGAAUCAUACAAACACAUCCCAAAGGCUCACCAAAACUUCAAAUUGAAAAACUUCAAGAGCGAUGUCGUGUAUGUGUCGUUUCAAAACCACCACAAACACGACUAUUUUCAAGGUCUAAGAAACUUGGUGAGAUUACGGAGGAGGAUGAAGAAAAGGCUGAAAUAGAAGAAAUUGAUUUAAAACCACAAACUCAGAUUUUGACAUUGAAUGUCUUAGAAGAGCCACAGAAACGCUUUCAGCUCAUUGCUCCGUUACCUCGUGGUCGAUUCGGUGAAAUAGCAUUUGCCAUUGAUAAAUCUCGAGAAACAGACGCUGAUUGCCUGGCUAAAAUUCGGAAUAUUAAUGUUGAAGGGGCUAAUGGUAUCACUGAAUUCGAAGCCUUAAAUGAGUGUCAGCAAGAAAAUAUUGUCCAUCUAAUUGCUGCUUAUCAGCGAAAUGAAUUACUGUUUUUAUUUAUGGAACGAUAUCGGGAAGAUAUUUUCGAACGAUUUACAUAUCGCGAUAGUUAUAACGAAGAACAAAUAAGUAGAGUAAUUGUACAAAUUGCAUCUGCUCUUCACUGGAUACAUUUCAGAGGUUAUGUACAUAUGGAUGUACAAGCAACCAAUGUUUUGUUCGCAUCCCGACAAUCUUGGCAAAUUAAACUUACCGAUUUUGCUUCAGCACAAAAAAUUAGUUGCGAAAUUAAACAACCGCUAAAACCAAAUCUAUAUUGGGCUUCACCAGAAAUACUGCGUACAGAUGAAAAGAAAGUUCCUAUUACAGCCCAGACUGAUAUUUGGGGUCUUGGAAUAAUUACUUUCUGUUUACUAAGUGGAUUUCAUCCAUUUGCUGCGGCAGAUGAUUCAGAUGAUGAAAUUAAAGAAAGUACCAUUUAUCAGAAGUGCAAUCCAAAUUUAAUUCAAGUACAAGCAACGGAGGAAUCAUUGAAAUUCGUAACUUGGGCUCUGAAAAAGGAUCCAAUGAAACGUAUGCGCACUGAUGAAGCACUAACACAUCGUUGGCUCAGUCUAGAUUCAGUAAUGAUACGCAAACGUGAAACAGUCAAUUAUUCAAGUAGCCGACUUCGGAAAACAGCCAUUUUAACUGCUAGUCAUAUUAAAGACAAUCGGCGAUCAAUGCAUUUUGUACCACCAUUAAUUUAA